Molecule: messenger RNA, 547 nt
Organism: Prosopis cineraria
Lineage: Eukaryota; Viridiplantae; Streptophyta; Magnoliopsida; Fabales; Fabaceae
Product: early nodulin-20-like
Exons: 4
Coding region: 62-547 (161 amino acids)
Source: RefSeq, a predicted model, not a curated record
AGGGCUAAAAGGAAACCAGAUCUCCAUCUGUGUGGUAAGAAAUUAAAAUUCAAACGCUGCUAUGGAAGAAGACUUCGAAAGUGCUGAAGAAGACUUCGAAAGCGACACGGAAGAAGACUUUAAACAGCGACGCAGAGAUGGAUUUUCAGGAGACCAAGUUUGGCCCUCACGGCCGCCGCCUCCGCCACCAUUUCAAAGUCAAAGCGAGACAAUUUGCAUAUGGUGGGAAUACUUAUUUCCAGCGCCCGACUCGUUUCUGACCCCAAGCUACCCAAGGUCGCCACCUCCUUUGCUUCAGCCGUCGCAGUCGCCGUCGCCUUUGCCACGGUCACCUGUAUUGCAAUCUUCCUCAUCUUCCCUUUCUUCACCUAGCCCCCUCUCCACCACAGCUGGCAUGGUAAGUCUUAUAAUGUUACUUUUAAACAAGGGCAGAACCAGCUCUAGAUCCAAUUUUAAAAUAUUUUUUGCGGCAGAUUUGCUUGCCAAGCGCGCGCUUUCGGCGUCCCCUGGGUUCAAUGGCUUUUUUGAAGGCUCUCCGAUCUCCUGA